Serendipita indica DSM 11827 is the source of this 2907-nucleotide messenger RNA. The record is from the annotation of a GenBank genome assembly. Lineage: Eukaryota; Fungi; Basidiomycota; Agaricomycetes; Sebacinales; Serendipitaceae.
AUGUCCAACCCUUUAACAGAUAAUCAAUCACAGCAGCAGAAAGCUCCUGCUGCUGAUGCUGUUGGGGCUACUGCAACCGCACGCGCAAAGAGGGCCAAACGAGCCGGCGAACUAGCUGCGAAGCAGGAAAAGCAAGAUAUGCACAAUGCAUUCAUACAAGGUCUUGAAACCGAGUUACAUUCUUUUCUGCAGUCGAGCACCAUACCACCAGUCGUGGCACAACGGCGGCAGGAUAUAUGUAUGGUCGUAGAAAGAGCGCUGCAGGCCCACUUUGGCUCCCAUGUUUGCGUUCAAAACGUUGGGUUGGAUCGCUUGGGCAUCUCAAUCCUCUACGCUCCUCUUGAGCUAGCAAUGGUGGAUACACGAAACGAGCAAAAUGGGACUCUACCUGACCCAACUGAUAAACUGUAUGAUCCAACCGAAAUCGAAGCAGCUCUGAAAGAAGCUGGGAUACCUGCUGAACUCUACACGCCGCCUCGUUGGAUUUCGCCAGAGUCUGCUCGAAGACCCUUCGCCCUCCCUGAACCCAUUGUCAUCAGCUACAAGCUAGAGUUUGUUCUGCUCCCACCGAAUCCUUUACACAGUGCGCGAAUCAGUCUUGCCCAGGAGUGUCUUCAGCAACAUCCGUCUAUGAGACACGUGCUGGCCCUCUUGUUCUUCAUAGUCGCCACAGGUUGCCAUACACAUCUUCCUCCAUUAACUACCACUGUUCUGGUGCACAUUGCAAUGGCGUAUUAUCGACAAGCGUACAAGGGGGCAUCGCCCACAAUCACCGUCCCCCGUUCCAUCAGUGCGCCGGAGAACCCGGAUCAGGAGGCUCAUAAUUCCUUCUUCUCUCACCCGUCUGAUAUUAUCUACCCGAAUGGAAGCCCUUUUGCGUCAUCUUCGAUCAAUGGACCGAUCAAAUUCAGCUACGCAACCUCCUCUUCGGAUAUGCACCCAAACCGGGAAGCACAUUGCGUGACCUAUGAUCUAUUGCAACUGAUUCGAUGGUGGGAUGAAAUACGAUGGGAUCAGGAUAUCAUCAAUUCAACCAAACAACAACCAGAUCCGCGGAACCUCGAUACCCAACCUGCUCUCAAUCCCCGUCCAUGGGAUGUGUAUCACUCAACCCUCGUCGUAUCUGAUCCUACGAACCCCUUAAACAAUCUGGCAACCCUCGUGACCCCAUUUCAAUAUGCCGAAAUGCGAAGGUCGUGUCGUGUUGCUCACAGGAGACUGGUUAAUGGAAUUCCAUUUGGACUGGCGAGAAGGCUGACACGGCCAUUGCUGCACGACCCAACAACCUUGUCGACGCGAGGCUACUCCUCUGAGAGUGUCAAGGAUUAUGGAGAUUAUCUCACAAGUGAGAUGCAGCAACUCUAUCAAAGUACCCGACCAAACCCGGACGUCCUUCGAAGACGACAGCAGACGCUCAACCACCUCAGCAAAAUUGUUCAGAGGCACUACGGAGACAGGUUUCAGCCGGUUCUCUUUGGCAGUAGUCGAUAUGGCGUCAGUGACAGUGGCAGCGACCUUGAUAUCGUAAUUCUCGACAAGAGACUAGAAAAAGGCUUUGAGCCUCACGUAAAGAAGAAGGAUCUGCAUGAUAUCUAUAAUCUUCGACAACUCUCCUACAGAAUGAAGAGCACCUUUGACAAGAUGGUAGUGAUAGAUGGCGCAAAGUCCCAAUCAGUACGCAAUGCGUGGUUCAAAGCAAGGGACAUACGCUCCAAUAUGGCGGUGGAUAUCAACAUUAACGACCGACUGGGAUUAUAUAAUACGGAGCUGCUCUCCCACUACUGUGCUCUCUGGCCAUCACUGUCCAAUUUAAUCUACGUUGUCAAGAAAUGGGCCAAAAGUCGGGGACUUAAUGAUCCAGCCGGACUUCCGAGGGCCGGGGGGCCGUCAUUUAGUAGCUACUGCCUCACUCUGAUGGUCAUUGGGUUCCUGCAGACCCAUGGAGUUCUCCCAAACCUUCAAGACGCCAAAUACCUCAUUCGCCAUAGCCCAGAACUUCGAGGCCAUGCUGACGUCUUCUGGAUUCGACGUUCUGAGACCUCGAGGAUGAAAACGAACGUCGAUUGGUUUCCUCUGCCUCUGCACGAGUGGCGACCGCUCAACAGUCCCCCUUUGGGACGAGUCUUUUAUGCUUGGAUGAUGUAUUUCGCCUACGAUCACAAGUUUUCCGACUUUGCUAUACGCAUCGCUGAAGGAGGUAUCGUUCCGCGAAUUACAAAAAAGAAGAAAGAAUCAACAAAGAAAUCCAAAAAGCAGGCAACACCUACCGCUGACGAAGCUUCAGAGGAUGGCGAGACGCAGGAUCCUCACCAUUCAGAAGAGGCUGAUAAUGAGAUGGUAGAGGCAGUCACUGAUGACCUCACUGCGCUGGAGCUCGAACAAGCUACAGCGCAAGCGGAACAUAUGCAAGAAGAGGACCAAGACCUCGAGGAAGUACUUGAAGAGCAUCGUUUCGAGCAAAAAACUCGACUUGAUGAACCCGAUAAAUGGAAAUUCGACCAGUUUGUUGUCGGGGAUCCAUUUAUUCUCGAAAAGAAUUGCGCUGGUAACAUUUCCAAACGCAAGCUGGAAGAGUUCAUCAUCGAGUGUCAGAACACGGUCCGUAUGAUGGAUGAAGGGAAAGAUCUCUUGAAUAUUUUAUCUGGUGGUCUGCUAAUGACCGAGAACAAAAAGGGCAAGAAGAGAAAGAAAGGCUUGGAGCCAUUCGUAGACCCCAAAGUUCUCAAAGCGCUGGCCCCGCCCGGUUCUCCUCGCGGGCUCUCAAUGAGAAAGGCGUUGGACUCAGCGGACGAUCAAGCGGUCAUAGUCACCCCUAAGGCCCAAUCAAAAGAAAGUCGUCUUCAAGGCCAGGAAAAGCGCCCCUCUAGACCCAAGAAACCGAAGGCUAGCCCGAACCCCUCACAGUAA